AGAUCUCCCCGCCGGUGUCCCCGCCCCCUGCACGGCACGAUGGUCGCGCAAGAAUGUGAUCCGGUCCCGCCGGCCGCCAUUUUCUUUCUUUCUUAGCAGCGCGCUGGGAGAGGGAGCUCCGGGACGCGCGGCAGCGGCCUCCGCAGCUGGGCCAUGGCAGACUACUCGACGGUCCCCCCUCCGGCUUCGGGCUCGGGCGGCGGCGGCGGCGGCGUUAAUGACGCCUUUAAGGACGCGCUGCAGCGAGCGCGGCAGAUUGCAGCUAAAAUUGGAGGUGAUGCAGGCACAUCACUGAAUUCAAAUGACUAUGGUUAUGGGGGACAGAAAAGGCCUUUGGAAGAUGGAGAUGGCUCUUGGACAAGUCCGAGCAGUACAACACACUGGGAGGGAAUGCCCUCUCCUUUUAAAGAUCAGCCAGAUGCUAAGAAGGUUGCUCCACAGAAUGAUGCCUUUGGAACCCAGUUACCGCCAAUGCAUCAGCAACAAAGGUCGGUAAUGACAGAAGAAUACAAAGUUCCAGAUGGAAUGGUUGGAUUCAUAAUUGGCAGAGGAGGUGAACAGAUCUCACGCAUACAACAGGAGUCUGGAUGCAAAAUACAGAUUGCUCCUGACAGUGGCGGCCUGCCUGAGAGGUCUUGUAUGUUAACUGGGACGCCCGAAUCUGUUCAGUCAGCCAAGCGGCUACUGGACCAGAUCGUUGAAAAGGGAAGGCCAGCCCCUGGCUUUCAUCAUGGGGAUGGACCAGGCAAUGCCGUUCAAGAAAUCAUGAUCCCAGCCAGCAAAGCUGGCUUAGUUAUUGGAAAAGGCGGAGAGACUAUUAAACAGCUUCAGGAGCGAGCUGGUGUUAAAAUGGUGAUGAUUCAAGAUGGCCCCCAAAACACUGGUGCUGACAAGCCUCUGAGGAUCACAGGUGACCCUUACAAAGUCCAACAAGCCAAGGAGAUGGUCUUGGAGUUAAUCCGUGACCAAGGUGGUUUCAGAGAGGUGCGCAAUGAAUAUGGGUCAAGAAUAGGAGGCAAUGAAGGCAUAGAUGUCCCUAUACCAAGAUUUGCUGUGGGAAUUGUGAUCGGCAGAAAUGGUGAGAUGAUCAAAAAGAUUCAGAAUGAUGCUGGUGUUCGGAUCCAGUUCAAGCCAGAUGAUGGAACAACACCUGAUCGAAUAGCACAGAUCACAGGCCCCCCAGACAGAUGCCAGCACGCUGCAGAGAUUAUCACCGACCUCCUUCGAAGCGUUCAGGCUGGUAACCCUGGCGGACCAGGACCAGGUGGUCGGGGAAGAGGCAGAGGCCAAGGAAGCUGGAGCAUGGGCCCCCCUGGUGGGCUGCAGGAAUUUAACUUUAUCGUGCCAACUGGGAAAACUGGAUUAAUCAUAGGAAAAGGUGGAGAAACUAUCAAAAGCAUAAGCCAGCAGUCUGGUGCUAGAAUAGAACUUCAGAGAAACCCUCCGCCAAAUGCAGACCCUAACAUGAAGCUAUUUACAAUCCGGGGAACUCCACAACAGAUCGAUUAUGCGAGGCAGCUCAUAGAGGAGAAGAUUGGUGGUCCUGUGAAUCCCUUAGGUCCACCCGUUCCCCAUGGGCCUCAUGGUGUUCCAGGCCCCCAUGGGCCUCCAGGGCCUCCAGGGCCUGGCAAUCCAAUGGGGCCCUACAAUCCUGCACCUUAUAAUCCAGGACCGCCAGGCCCUGCUCCUCACGGUCCUCCAGCUCCGUAUGCACCCCAAGGGUGGGGAAAUGCCUAUCCUCACUGGCAGCAGCAGAACCCGCCUGACCCAGCAAAAACAGGUACAGAUCCAAAUUCUGCAGCUUGGGCUGCCUAUUAUGCUCAUUAUUAUCAGCAGCAAGCCCAGCCACCCCCUGCAGCUCCAACAGGUGCACCAGCUACAACUCAGACUAAUGGACAAGGAGAUCAACAAAAUCCAGCUCCAACUGGACAGGUUGAUUAUACCAAGGCCUGGGAAGAGUACUACAAGAAAAUGGGUCAACAAGGGCAGACACAGGAUUAUUCAAAGGCUUGGGAGGAAUAUUACAAGAAGCAAGGUCAAGCUGUUCCUGCUCCCACUGGGGCCCCUCCAGGAGGCCAGCCCGAUUACAGCGCAGCCUGGGCGGAAUACUACCGACAGCAGGCGGCAUACUAUGCGCAGACCAGCCCCCAAGGGAUGCCGCAGCACCCACCAGCCCCACAGGGCCAAUAAUAAGAAGUGGACAAUACAGUAUUUGCUUCAUUGUGUGGGGGAAAAAAACCUUUGUUAAAUGUAUGGAUGCAGACGCCUUGAUGAAGAUCUUAAUUUUGUUUUUGGUUUAAAAAAAUAGUGUUUUUUGAAAAUGUACAAAAUAUCUAUCACUACUGAUAGGAGGUAAUAUUUCUGUGUAGAAAUGAACAUUGGUUUGUUUUUAGUGUCUUAGUGUAGAUGUACACAUUCCAGCAAAUGUAUUUGCAACUAUUAUGUGGUCAAUGCUUUGUGAUAUAAAUGUACUUUUUCAAUGUAUACUUUCACUUUUAAAAUGCCUGUUUUGUGCUUUACAAUAAAUAAUAUGAAACCUCCUGUGUCGGUAAGUUGGAUAUGUGGGUAUUUCAAGGAAUCCGAAUUGCUUAGCAGUGAUGGAUUAAGAUACAGGUACACAAAGAGAAGCUAUCCCCAUGAAACCUUAAUAGAGCUUUGAAACUGAAGUCAUUGGCAUGUUCUUUUUUCCCCCUUUGCAGUUUAGUGGUAGUUGGAGGAGCUUCCCCACUUGGUCUAGGUGACUGUUGAGCACAAAUAAUCUGGAGAUGUCGGUUUUCCUUCUGUUGGACUCUAAGAAUUAAUCGCAUGUGUAGGAUGACCUAAUUUAACCCAUGACAUGACCGCUGUUUCAGGCCUGGGCCGCUGCUAUAAACCACAGUUAACCUUCUGUUCUUAAUCUGAUAAUUACCUGAUUACCAAGACUGUUGGAGCAUAAAUGAUUUUCAACAUUUUUCAGAGAGCAAAUAUGAUCUCUAGCGUUUUUCUUUGUAAAGCCUGUCUUCUGAGGAUGCCUUUUAGGGAGCAUAACUGCUUCUGUCACUGAAACCCGAGGUUAGAGCCAUUUUUUGGAAGUAUGGAUAAGCUUUGUUUGGUAAAUGCACAAGUCCAGUCAUUGAACCAACUAAUUUUUUGAUGUGCUUGAAUCCUUUUCUUACUCUUUAACAUUUGUGCUGCAGUUCUGAUAUUUGGUUGAAAUCCAUUGUUUUGCUCUUUGCAUAUUUGUUGGCUCUUUGCAUAUGAAUCUAUUAGACAACAUGCAAAUACAGUCUGUCUUGCCAUUGUCUGUUGAAGCGCAGGUUUGAACCAUCCAGUAUAGGACUAGCUCUGUAGGGGUGAGGAGGCCUGGGCUGUCUGUCUGUCAUCCUUGAUUGUGUUCCUUCAAGGAGCAUGGCACUGUAAGUACAUCAGAAUGACAAAUGGCUGUCAAAUGUUCCACAUAAUGCAAAUGCCGUACCUUGUGUGACUAUUAUGUUGGAAUACAGUGCUGAGAGCUUGGGGAAUCCUCACUGCCACUUCAUUGAAAGCAGACGACAUAGGCUGUCUAUCUAUGUCAAUAUCUAUCUCUCUGAUUUUUUUUAAUGUGAGCUUAAUGGGUAAGUAUUUAUGAAAUGCUUAGCUAUAGCUAAACAGAGCUAAUCUUUACAAAAUGAAUAGAGUAUUUUCCUCUGGUGCUCCUGAGGUUAAAAAUAAGAUUGUUUUUCAGUUUGAAGAAUGCAUAUCUUAUAUUUUAAACUCAAAGAUUUGGAAACUAUUGUCAGACAGAAAUUUUCCGUUUGUUUGCAAAUGAUAAGCAAUGUGGAUGCGACUUUGACACCAGCCCUUCCCUGGGGAGGGAGGCCCGUUUGUGGUUGAGCAUAUUUUAAAGGGCAGGAUGUAGGGACAUCAGUCCGAGGCUACUCCUCGUUCCAUUGGGGUUGUCAGAUGAGCGGUGAUUGCCCUCCCACCUACCAGACCAGACCAGACCAGACCAGGAAGACAGGCAGACGGACAGUCAUAGUUGAGAUCCCUGCCCCCAGUUAGGGAGCUCGUGGCUGCAGAGAGAGGUCAUGAACCCUGUCUGCUAGCGAGAGCGAGGUGGCGGUGCAUUGGUUAAUCAGUCCAGUUGGAUUCCCUGUCCUAAGUCACAAAAUGGAGGCUGUUGAUUUUGAUUCAUAUAAGGUUUAAAAUCGUUCUUAAUUGCAAACAGUGCAAUUAUUUAUACUUCACAGUGCCUUCCCAGACCUUCCACCUUAGGUUCUGCUCCAAAAAGCAACAGGUAAGCACAACCUAAGGAAAUAUAUAAAUAAAUAUUGCAGUACAUUAAUGUUGUCCCUGUGAGAUUUUUGUGGUUGUGUAUUCAAAAGCAAUCUGCUGCUGCUUUCCCACGAUGUAUUCUGUUAUCCAUGGUUCCAUUUCAGUGGAAAAGUCUGUAAGUUGUUCAAACAGCUGUUGACAUUUCUGGGUAAAUGUUUUUUUGGGGGGGGGGUGUUUUGUUUUUUUGGUUUCUUUUUUUGUUUUGUUUUUAAUUUUAACUUUAAGAUGAGUGGAUUGCUGCAAUAAUUGAAUUAUAGCCAAAUCAUUUCAUUAACUUUUUCCUUGAAUAUAGCAGAUUGUUACAAUUAAGAGAGCACAGUUAAAUUUUUCAAGAUGCAGGAAGUAUUUGGUCAUAAACUUUCAACAGCCUUCACAUAUGUUUAUAAUGAUUGACAGGACAUUUUCCCUGCCUUCCAAAGUUAAAUAUUGGUCUUUUGUUUCUUACUAUUAAAGCUUAAUAAUUCAGUAAAAGGUUAUAAUGGGUCAGAAUUUUAGUAUGAUUUUAGAUCAUUUAGUUGCCAUAAUUAUACACUGAGAAAAUGAUAUUUCAUUUAUAUGAUAGUGGCAGUGUGUUGUUUUUAAAUAGUAGGCAUAUAUAUGCAUCAUUGAAAUGUUAACUGUAUAUAGCAAAUAUCCUUUCAUAAUCUGUAUAGAAAUCAGUAAUUUUCUUAUCUAUAAAACUUUGAUGCUGCAUUUUUUUAAAUUAUUUUGUUUUGAUUUUUGUUUUCAUUGUUUUGGUUUGGGGUUUUUUUUUUUUCUUGCCAGUUUAAAAUGUAUGUGUGUUUUUAUAGAUGAUUUUUAACUGGUACAAAGUCUGUGGGUUUUUUAUUUAUUUAUUUUUGUUUGGGUGUUUUUGGCUUUUAGUUAAGUUGAAAGUAGAAAAGCAGCAUCCUAUCAGUUUUGUUUCUUCAUUUUCUAAAAUGUGCUGAUCCUUUUGAAAAGUCCUGCUUCUCUCUCCAUAUUCAAAAGUACUACCUUCAUGUUCACACACAGUGCUGAAGAUCCGCGAGUACCCAACCCUAGCUCAUAGACAAGGGCCCUGAGGUAGUUACUGCCCCAGAGAGCAAGGAGCCCUUGGGCUGUAGGCCAUUGGCGAGCCGAUGAGCAUGGACCAUAGAAGGGCUCGAGGUAGAAGGUAAAAUGGGCAAAAACACGUAUUCCCAGACAGAAUGGAUCCACUUUGAUUUGCUAUUAUUCACUUGCUCAUAAAUGUUCUAUGAACUGUUAAAGUUUCUUGAAUUAUGUAGCUACUGCACCACCUUCUGUUUCCAUUUGUUCUUUCUAUAAACAGCCAAGGUCAGGUGUGUUUAGUUUUAUAAUAUAAGGAUUUCUUUUAAAUGUGUGAGUCCUCACAUUUUGCAGAGUUUCAGCUUGAAAUUUUAUAGAAGAAAAUAGACCUGAAUGUUGAUAGUUAUGCUCUUAGACAAUGUAUUGUAGGGACAUUGUUUCUGUCUCUUGAGAACUUUUUAAAAAUUCAUGACCAUAAGCCUUCACUGCUCCUACCAGCCAGCAUUUUUUAACGGUGAAAUAAAUGGAAAGCAGAAAAGGUGAGCCAGCCCAUUUGACUGCAGUUUGAGGAUAGGAUGCUUAACCUGGAGUUGGAAUCUUUGUAGCACUUACCCCAAAUGUACAGGGAAUCUGUUUAUUUUUCCUCUUAGGUUACUGAGUGUAGCAGUACUUUGGUAUUUCUUUUAGAAAUGAGAAGAUAAGUAAAUUUUAUUUUUCAAUGAAAUUUAUAUUUAGAAAUUAUAAACAUCAUGAAAUUAUUAACUCAAAUAAGGUUUUUUUGAUGGUUAAAAUAUGAAGGAACAUGGUGGGCAUUAACUCAGAAAGACCAUAGAAAAAUAAGCAGAAGUCUUGUAGAAUCAUUGCUAACGUUUCAUCUCUUUGGCAAGGUUGCCAAAAGAAAUUGUCACCAAGACAAAAAGAGUAAUGUAGAGUUCUAAUAGGUUAUUUCAUUAUUAUUUGCUGCCAAUUCUCGUUUUAAUAUGCCUUUUUUUAAAUAUCCUCCUCAUUGAGAACUUCAUUAGGUGCUUUAAAAAGCACUUGCUUUUGUAUUGUUAGUUUUCUUUCCACACUAUAAUUGUUCUGGGGGAGGGGGGAUUAGGGGUGGGGAUUAGGAUUUAUAAAUCAGCUUUCAAAAGGAAAUCAGUUUUUAAGAUUUUAUAUUCUUUAGUUAUCCCUAUGAAGGUCUUAUGUAUUUCCGCAUAUAUAUAUAUAUAUAUUUUUCUUAUGCAUGCUCAAUGCAUUUUCGUCCUGAGAAAGUGUUCUCUACAGAAACUACCCGUGUGUUUAAAGAAGAUUGGCUUUAAAAGGCUACUGUGAUGGGAACAGUGUCUUAGGGAGAUGCAGCUUGGACUUGAGGUAAAUUGAAUGCUUUACAAAAUGUGGUUUAGAGCUUGCUAUAAUGACAUUUGUAUGUAAAAAGGGCACACCGUUACUGGAAUUUUGUAUCAUUUAUGGUUUUCUCAAUAAAUGUAACUGAAUGGA
Dromiciops gliroides (monito del monte) is the source of this 6783-nucleotide messenger RNA. RefSeq names its product far upstream element binding protein 1 (gene FUBP1). NCBI's taxonomy places the organism in Eukaryota, Metazoa, Chordata, Mammalia, Microbiotheria, Microbiotheriidae. Gene Ontology annotation, cellular component: nucleus; cytoplasm. Gene Ontology annotation, biological process: regulation of DNA-templated transcription. The transcript has 22 exons. The record is from RefSeq and is a predicted model, not a curated record. Gene Ontology annotation, molecular function: mRNA binding. The coding region runs from base 154 to 2190 and encodes 678 amino acids.